UGGGUUUUUCAUUAGAUUCACCAUACGAACCAAUGGCUGUGACCACAUUGACCAUGGCGUCCCCGAUAUAUUUUCCAAAACGCUCCAAUUCUCCCUUAUUUCCCUUGAAGUUUUUGAUUUCAGUGAGGAUGAGGAGUGCGGCAUUGGUGGCAGCCUGUAGGGGAGGGAACACGCCCGAUGCGGUAUUGACGGCAGUGAGGACUGGAAUGGCAACAUCGCCUCCAACGGUGAGGAGAUUAUCGACCCUCUGCUUCAGCGACAUAGUCAAUAGUGAAGGAUGGGGAGAAAAGGUCGGUCGCGCAGCGGAUGGUGACACUCAAGUAGAGGUUGCGCAGUUCACAGCCAUGAGAUCGCCGCAAGGCGCAAUUCAUCCCAUUGCGCGCUUAUGGAAAGUCUUGCGGCAGAUUCCAUCCUCUUAUGCAGAACCAACUGAGAAACCGAUCCACACCCAUCUAUCUUGGUUCUGCUCUAGGUUCGCUAUGGGAGGUUUGAUGCAAAGUUCGGGAACAUCCUUCGACCUUGCAAGAAGGCCGGUGCCAGGCGCACAUAGACUGCUGCAUGUUCGCAAAAAUGUAUGGUGAUGCGCCCCGGAAGCAACAAGAAGAUGGCGGAAUGGGAGGAUUUGGCAUUACCACCGCAGCUGACGUCCUUGCUGUGUCACUGUAACCCGGAUGAAGCAGAUAUGCCUGACACAAGCGGACGAAUUUGAAUGCUUAUUCUCCGAUCGGGAUUCUUGAAGGCCGAACCCACGCUACCGAAAAUUUUGUCCAUGGGCUCACCACGGAACAAUAAUGACAUUACGGUAAGACGAGCCCUAUACAGACAGCAAACCAAUCCCUACAGCUAGCGAUGAUGGGCCCUUCGCCCGAACAUGUGGGUCAGAAUGGGAAG
Messenger RNA from Cantharellus anzutake, 891 nucleotides. RefSeq lists its product as uncharacterized. Lineage: Eukaryota; Fungi; Basidiomycota; Agaricomycetes; Cantharellales; Hydnaceae. Bases 33 to 581 code for a protein of 182 amino acids. The record is from RefSeq and is a predicted model, not a curated record. The transcript is spliced from 3 exons.